Messenger RNA from Phycodurus eques (leafy seadragon), 3492 nucleotides. RefSeq lists its product as uncharacterized. The transcript has 4 exons. The coding region runs from base 16 to 837 and encodes 273 amino acids. Gene Ontology annotation, molecular function: ubiquitin binding. Lineage: Eukaryota; Metazoa; Chordata; Actinopteri; Syngnathiformes; Syngnathidae. The record is from RefSeq and is a predicted model, not a curated record.
UGAAGGCACACCAACAUGGCUGCCAGUUCCUCACAGUCAAGUAGCGUGAAUAAACGCAAGUAUUUUAUCGAAGAUACUGCAGAAAUAACUUACAGUGGCUCUUUGGAGACUCAACGUACCGCAGCAAAGAAGACUAAUGUGAGCAGGUCAAUGGAUUGUGGCUCGCCUUGGUGGACCAAGGAGCAUCUGCCUGCUGCGGAAGCUCUGUGGGCCUUGACUCUCCAGUCUGCUCUGCCGUACCUGAACGAGCAGCAUUGGGAAGAAGUUCCUGAUCUUCCACAUCCAUCUGCAGCAGAGACGAAAUCACACGUGCUGGAUCAACAACACUGGUGUGACUUGAAUGGCAAGGUUCCUCCCUUCCCUGAACCAUCUCCAGUGUCCCAACAGAGUCCACAUCUCCAGUUCGCCUCCUCCAAACAGACCAAAGCUAGACCGGAGACUUCUGACAUAUCGCUAUCCUCUCUCUUCCGUCAAGAGCACGAGGCCAACAUGGUGACGAUAAAAUCUGGCUACAAAAAAGAUCAAGCAUUUCCUCGUGCCAUCGCUGGUCCGUCACGUGUUGAAGAAGAAAGAUUAAAACACGAUGAAAAGAGACCAACAGCACAAGUCAGUUGCUUCGGCAGUCAACCUCUGGACCAGAAGGAAGGCAUCAUUGAGGAGCCAAUGGAGACUGAAGAAGGCAAGGAAAAGAAGUGCAGUGACACAAAAAGAGCUGAAGAAACAUUGAAUAGCUGCCCUAUGUGCCUGCAUGUCUUCUCUGUUGGGGCCUCCCAGAUGGACCGUGAUGGCCACCUGGCUCAGUGUCUGUCAGACAUGAAUGUGGACAUGCGCUGGUGAGCUCCAAGCAACCCAGAUGUACCUGCCACACGCUACUGGGAUAAAGUGAUGUGUUUUCAUCUUGAUUUUGAAGAGCCUGAGACAUUCAAGUCUUCUCCAUAAUUCAGCUGCACUAUGGGCAAAUGCAACACAGUGGCCUCACUGGUCCUCCCCCAGCACCGAAAUCAACUGAAACACAUCAUGCAUUAGCAUCACAUUGACAACAUAUGCUGUACAUACAUUAAUGAUGGAAGAAUUCGACUUUACCAUUUUUUUUUUUUCCCCGUAACAUUUUCAUAACUAAUGACAUUGCAACAAUUACUGAGUCUAUUUGUUAUGUGUGAUCGGUUCUGAACAUAUCUCCCUAUAAAGGGCUUAAAUGUGCUAUUCCACCGAACUGUGCUGGUAUAUGUACCCACUGAAUAUUUCAUAAUGCUAUACUGACAUAGCUAUUGAAAUCACAUAAUCAUUAUUGUCACAGUAUCAAAACACCAGCAGUGGAUUUCUGUAUUGUAUUGUGCAGUUCUUUCAUCAAAAAAUAUGAAUUUAUAAUUUGCGUUUUGAACAUGUUGCUCCAUUCAUUUUGAUUUGACGAAGAGCAAAGGGUCAUGCAAUGUCACGAAUGUUUUAAUAAACACAUUCAAUGUUUUGACGUGCAACUUGAUAACACAUUUGCCAUUUUCUUAGAUUCAAAGCUGAGAGAAGACUGCCGUGUUUAAACAUUUUAAAACAUACAAUUUGAUAUAUAUAUAUAUAUAUAUAUAUAUAUAUAUAUGAGUGAUUGAAAAGUAACUCCCUAUUUUAAAAUAUAAUUUAUUCCUAUGUUGUAAUAUUUUUCUCAAUUUUUUUGUGUAUGUUCCAUGAUUAAAGGAGCAGGUCUAUUCUACCAAACCAACGACUGUGGAAGAACGUGAAGGGCGAAUACGAGAAGUUACGUUUUCCAUCCCACAAGAUUUCCUUGUGAAAUCAGUUAAUGGGGUUCCCAGGCGGCUUGAGAAACUGGUGCCUAAUGCUGGCGCUCAUAUUGAAUUUUAUAUGAAACGCCAUGCAAUACACUUUCUUCUCAAUGUUCAUUUCUUGUAAGAAUUAUAGUUCAGAAAUAAAUUACAAGUACUUAAAAAUAGGGAGUUACUUUUCAGUCACAUGAAUAUGUGUGUAUAUAUAUAUAUAUAUAUAUAUAUAUAUAUAUAGUAGUGGAGGAAGGAGGCAGACUUUCUAACCCGUCAGACCGUGUCGCCCUAUACAUGAUAUAAACAUUUAUAUGAUGAAUGAGUGAAUGCUGUAUUCUAAGCAUUGAAAGCACCAAUCAGAAAUGACAGUGUGUAAAGGAGCCAAAGGUUCACAGAAAACCAGUAUUGUUUUUAAUUAUUACACAUAUUUACAAAGACGCUGUGAAGAAAAUAUCAAACCAACAGUGAAUUCAAACAAAUCUGUCGACAUGUAAUUAUUAUUAUUACAGUAUCAUUUUCUUAAAUAAAAAUACAGCAAGGUGUUAUACUCUUUUGUCGCUCAUGAUCCAAAUGUCCGACAUGGGAAGAAACGCUCCACAUGAGAUAGUAGAUGCAGAAGAUUGCUGAAAUGUCGAAGGGAUUUGCAAGUGUGUGCGCAUGAAUGUGUUUUAUUCAGUGUCUUCAUAACUGCUUCAUUAUCGCUGCCUGUGCUAUCUUCCUCUCUGCAUGUCAAGGCCUGCAGCUAAAUAAGAACCUUUGACUCGGGAUCCACUAAUUAAUCCUAUUAUGUAGUUCUCAAAAUAAUAAUAGGUCAGAUUGCAUCCAAUAAUUUUCAACCAAUAGAGACAUUUUCCUUGUAAGCACAUUUAAAGAAAAUUAAUUUAGAUACAUAAAUGAAGUGUUUGAUUUUAUGAAAUUUCAACAGUGAUCCGAGGCUUCCAAAUUCGAACAUUUAGAUCGGAUGCAGGCAAACAUUUUUGCUCAAUGGUUUGAUUUUUAAAAUGGACAGACUCUGUCAUUUGCAGAUGAGGUGUAAAAAAAGAAUAGAAAGAAACCAAUAAUUGUCUACGUAAAAUAUGUAAGACAUUACACAUGAAAAUUGUAUUGAAUUAUAGUUAACUGGUGAUUUAAUUCGAAAAUAAAGGAAAAUAAUGUAACAUUACGACACAAAAAGUACAUUCAACUAACCAAUUAUAGGAAAAAACAUCUAGGAAGAUAUACUGCAGGAUUCUUCAUAAAGUUAAUGUGCCAGGUGCUGGAGUUGGCCCAUACUUUGACCACCCCUAAUCCAGAUGGACAUGAACGGUGGUUUACUGAGAACAAUGCACAAAAACAGCCUUCAAUUUACAAUACUGCUCCCAAUACACAUUUUCAAUCCUUUUUAUGAGCUUACUUUUAAAUGGUACCAACCAUUCAUCAAUAAUGAACAUGUCAGCCUUAAAGCAUAUAUUAUUCUUUCUAUUCAAAGGCAUAUUUGACUGUGUAUUGAAAAUGAUGACGUUAACAAUUUGUCAGCAGAAAAGUGUAGGUAUUACACCAGGGGUGGUGAACCUAUGGCACAGGGGCCGUAUAUGGCCCGCAAGAGAUUUCAGUCUGACACUUACAGUCCUAAAAAAGUAAGAGGAACGGUAAUUUAUAUACCAUGUGAUUGAAAAGUAACUCUCUAUUUUUAAGUAUUUGUAAUUUACUUCUGAACUAUAAUUCUUACAAGAAAUGAACAUGAGAA